GCCCAGUCGAACCAUGAAGCUCCUGCUGCUGAGCGUGCUGGUGGCGCUGGCCCGCGGCCAGCUCGACUACGGCGAUGACCUCACGAGGUACCUGCCGCCCAAGAAGACCUACCUGCCGCCCACCAGCGAGUACAGGCCGCCAGCACCCACCAUCGAAGACAAGCAGGUCAUCUACUUCGAGAAGGACCACCUCAUCAACAAGGCCACCGAGCCGGGCGUCUGCGAGGAGAUCUGCGGCAGCGAGCGGCGAGAGGUGAUCACCAAGCCGGGCACGUGCCCGGCCAUACCGCCCGGGCCCAUCAAGGGCGCCUGCAAGGAUGAGUGUAAGUACGACUCGGAGUGCCCACGGUCGCAGCGCUGCUGUGACAACGGCUGCGCGCGCGUCUGCCUGGAGCCCGACCUUCACAAGCGCUGCUCCGACCUGAACUGCAAGGAAGGAGAGGUGUGCGUCGAGUACGCGUUCGUGGACGCCCUGUGCGUGGAUCCGACGCCCAAGCCCGACCUCUGCCCGAAAAUCAUGAACCACUCCGCCCCGAUCGGCGGCUGCGAAGACGUGUGCCUCCACGAUGCCGAGUGCGACGGCGCAGCCAAGUGCUGCAACAACGGCUGCGCCAACAGGUGCCUGAAGCCGCGCAAGAGGGGCUGCGACACCUUCAUGUGCAAGGUGGGCUACAAGUGUACCGAAGAGACGCCCGGCCAGCCGACCUGCGAACGUAUCCCGUGCUCCCAGGACGGCGAGGUGGUCGACAUCGACUGCAACAGCUGCACGUGCAUCCAGGGCUUCCUGCUGUGCUCGCAGGAGGUCUGCCCGCCCACCAAGCCCGGCUUCUGCCCGCGCCUCGUCAAGGGCUACAAGGGCAGCUGCGUGGAGGACUGCUCGUACGACAUGAACUGCCCGGGCGACUACAAGUGCUGCAGCACCGGCUGCGGUGACACCUGCCAGAAGCCGAUCCCCGAGAUCGUGCACCCCUGCAGGACGGUGCGGUUCCGGUGCGGCGACGAGACCCAAUGUGCGGCCACGCGCGGCCUCUGUCGACCGGGUGAGCCGUGCCCGCUGUCGCCGCUCUGCGUUUCCGACGAGGUGCCCUACUGCCAGUCCUGCCCACCCGGCAAGGUGUGCGUGCUGCAGAAGAAGACGUGCCGCGGCGGCGGCAGGUGCCACCGGCAGCCCAUCUGCAUCCAGCUCUACAGCGAUGACACGCUCUUCGAGGAGAACGAGGACGUCGAGAUUGCCAUCAUCGACAAGCAGCACGGCCGGCACUUCGACGCGGAUAUGUUCUAGACCUAGCGGGGGCGCGGGGGGGGGGGGGGGCGCUAGACAUCGCGCUUGACGUCGCUGGUCCGUGGGAUAACCACAUUCCGCAUGCGCUUAUGACGUGGUUCGAGUAUUCCGGAUGUCGGGAUCGAAGGCCAUGUAUCGGACACGUCGGAACACAGAUUAACUUGCUGCAUCGGUAAACCGCACAUUGUCGACUAUUCCCGGGCUGCUGCUGCUCUCGGUGUGAUAUCUGUCAUGCAAUGAUUGUGAAUAUAAACGUCUAAUCGUG
This is a messenger RNA of Pollicipes pollicipes, 1547 nucleotides long. Its product is annotated as kielin/chordin-like protein. The record is from RefSeq and is a predicted model, not a curated record. The coding region runs from base 14 to 1282 and encodes 422 amino acids. The transcript has a single exon. Gene Ontology annotation, cellular component: extracellular region. Lineage: Eukaryota; Metazoa; Arthropoda; Thecostraca; Pollicipedomorpha; Pollicipedidae. Gene Ontology annotation, molecular function: serine-type endopeptidase inhibitor activity.